AUGCUCAGAGCGGAUACCAAGGUAGGUCCCAAGCACAUGCCAACCGUACAAUGGCCACCAGUUGAAAGCGAACAACACGAAAUCGAGCAGGUUCAAGUACUACAAAAGCAUAUCCCAGCAAAGAAAAUGGAAUAUCAAUGGCCACCACCACCUCCAGUUUACCAAGGUGGGUUUCUUGGGAGAGUUGGUAAGAAGAUGGGUAAGCCAGUCAAUGGGGAAAUUCUUUCACGAAGUUGGUUUGUGAAUAGAAUUUUUUAAAA
Messenger RNA from Strongylus vulgaris, 260 nucleotides. The record is from the annotation of a GenBank genome assembly. Lineage: Eukaryota; Metazoa; Nematoda; Chromadorea; Rhabditida; Strongylidae.